UCUUUUUUAAAAUAAAUUGUUUUCAUAAUUGCGUAUACAUUUGAAAUUUUAGAUUAUUUAUUUUACAUCUUGCAUUCUCGGAAGCAGUUCUUAAUUAUCUCUCGAAAAAUAAACUUGCUUAAUAUCCUCUUCUAAGAAAACCUCUACGCAGUGUCCGAAGUGGUCAUGAAAUGCAAAAACGAAACAAAAACAUAAAAACGACAGGAAGCCGCAAUAAAUCUUCUUUUGGUCGUAUAUUUCCGAACAGUCAACAGAAAUUGCCUUAAGUCAAACGUCACUGCCACCGUGACGUAAUUCCAUCAUUAGGCGUCACAGUUCAACAAAAUAUAAAAGUUACGUCACUGCCAAUCAGAUGGCGAUUAAAUAGCCCUUGUGAUCGGAAGUUAGAGGCGGAGCUUAUCUUACGAGAAAUUGUAAUACUCAUUGAGAAAAGUCGUAGGAAAAACCAUUCGAGUGGAACCAAACGCUUGUGUGAGGUGUGCAUGUGUUUUUUUGUGCGUGGAAAUACCGCUCGCGCGCGGGCGUAUGUUUGAAAACCGGCUGUUAAAUGUUUUUUUGUUUCAUCAAAGAAUGGGAAUCACACGCAAGCGUACUCCAAAGCUUGCUAUGAAUAAUAAGUAGCAUCCAAAGAAGUUUCCAUUUACACAGCGUGCACGUUACGUGUGUAGUUCGAUAAGUAAAAUCAGUAAUUACUUCAUAAGUAAAAGUUAACCUGUAAUUCGAAAUUAUUGCCCAAAAUUGAAAGUUUCAUUCAUUGUGACUGCUAAGUGGAAUAUUUAUGAUUUAAAUAAUUAAAAUUUUGUUUUGCGUGAUUGUGCAAUUUUACACACAUCGCAAAUAAUCGUAGUUUAGAACAGGAAAGAAAGUUGAAUGCAUGUCAACUAAAUACGAGUAUCAUUGCUCUUCAUGUGAGCUGAACUGCGAGUAUCAUUGGAAUACAAGCAAACUAAAUAGAAGUAUCAUUGGAAUACAAAUAAACUAAAUCGAAGUAUCAUUGGAAUACAAAUCAACUAAAUGUCAUUGGAAUAUAAGUAGAAUAAAGUGUUGGAAUGCUGAAAUACAAGUAUCAAUGGAAUACAAGCAUUAUUGGAAUACUAUUAAACUUAAAUAUUAGAGUUAGUAUAUGAGUAAUCUGAAAUACAAUUAUCAUUGGAAUACAAGUAUCAUAAGAAUACAAGUAUCAUAACUGAUUAUUCCGAAUGGGAUUGUCUUUCAUGGCAAGAUCAGCUAAGUAUCUGAAUGGUCAAUAUUUCCCAAAUGCAAUGUACUGGAUGGAAGCUGAUAAUCAUCACAACAACUUUCCACCAUGUGAUCCAUGGGGAGGACGCUCAUUAGAUUUGCUUCGAAUUUCAGCCCCCGAGCUGUCGAAUCGAGAGUCUGCCACUGGCUGCAGGACAAGCCCCAGCGAAGAACUGGUCUCGGCAACAUCAUCCAGCCUUGUCACCAGCAGCGACAGUGGAAUAACCACGACUACAACAAAUACUACAUCAGUGGCAACAACUGAAGCCCCGGUAACCAUGCUUCUCCUCCAACAGCCGCAGAGCACUCAGUUCAGUGGCACCAUUCUGAAUCCGGAAUUCAGUAUUCCCUUCCCAGAGGAAGUGGCUUUUAUUGGAGAAGAUUUUAAAUUACCUCCUUUGGAGUUCGGAGCACCAUCCGAAGGUUUCUUGACAGGCGGGGACAGUUGCAGUGGAAGCACUUUCCAGGACAUGUUCCAGCAGAGCAUUUUUUCGGCUACAACAACCGAAGAGCUCACUCCUACAACUUCUACGACCAGCAUCGCAUCUCUGCCCAGUUUCCAAGAGACUUAUUCCCCUCGAUACAGAAGAUCCGAUGUCUGCGGUGUUUUCUCCUUCAAGUUCGAAGAUAUUCCAACUGAAGAAGUGUCCAUGGAGGAAGAUAUCGAAGCAGAUCAUUUCUCUAUCUCCAUGACACCAUUUUCACAACCUGACGACGUCACCUCCAUUACAACGCUUACAUCUGCCACACCAGCUCUAGAUAGUCCUGGUCCUUCUUCUUCAUCCUUCAUGCCACCAUCCUUUGCAUCAGAAGGAUCUACAUCAAAACCAUCUUUUCAUCAGUUAGUCUCUCCAUUUCCCACUACCUUCACGGGUGUUUCAGGAAUCAGUCUCGAAACCCCAACACAAUUUGGGCAACAAUCUCCUACUUUGCACGAAUUGACCUCACCAUCACCUAGUCCGAAAUCCAGCCGAAGCAGUAAAAAGCCAUCACUCACCUUGUCCACUUCAUCUGCAUCUGAAAUCAGCAGUGUUCGCCAUGCUACACCCACUACUCCAACAACUCCUAGUGCAACCUCAGGUUCUAGUCGAUCUUCACCUAGUGCGCAAGAGAGCACACCCCCACCUUCCAUGUUAUGCGCAGUCUGUGGUGAUAAUGCUGCCUGCCAACAUUACGGGGUUCGAACUUGUGAAGGCUGCAAAGGCUUUUUCAAGAGGACUGUGCAGAAAAAUGCAAAAUAUGUCUGUCUUGGAAACAAAGAUUGUCCAGUUGAUAAAAGACGUAGGAAUCGGUGCCAGUUUUGCAGGUUUCAAAAAUGCUUAGCAGUUGGCAUGGUUAAAGAAGUUGUAAGGACGGACAGCUUAAAGGGACGAAGAGGCCGGCUGCCCUCCAAACCCAAAUCCCCCCAAGAGUCUCCCCCAUCGCCGCCGGUCAGCACUAUUACUGCCUUAGUCCGAGCUCAUGUGGACACUACACCAGACCUUGCAAACCUUGAUUAUUCUCAGUUCAUUGAUCACACUGCUCAAAAGCAGGAACCGACAACAGCUGCAGAUCAAGUACAGCAAUUUUAUGACUUGUUGGUCUCAUCUAUAGAAGUAAUCAGACAAUUUGCUGACAAAGUUCCCGGAUUUGUAGAACUAAAUAAAGAUGAUCAAGAACUGUUAUUCCAUUCAGCAAGCUUAGAGUUAUUUUCUCUACGACUAGCCUAUCGGAUUCAUCCAGAAGAUGAAAAAUUGACUUUCUGCAAUGGAACAGUCCUUAGCAGAGAUCAGUGUCAACAGAUUUUUGGUGACUGGCUCAACACCAUCUUGGAUUUCUCUCGAAGUUUGCACAGUAUGGAUAUCGACAUAUCUGCUUUUGCUUGCCUCUGCGCUCUUGCUCUAGUCACUGAACGACAUGGUUUGAAAGAUCCCCAACGCGUGGAGCAAUUACAGAUGAAAGUAAUCAGCUCGCUACGUGAUCACGUCACAUAUAACAACGAGGCUCAAAAGAAACCCCAUUACUUCAGUCGAAUCCUCACUCAGUUACCCGAAUUGCGGACUCUAAGCGUGCAAGGAUUGCAACGCAUCUUCUAUCUAAGGUUGGAAGAUCUUGUUCCCGCCCCACCGCUGGUCGAGAACAUCUUCACCUCCAGCCUGCCAUUCUGAAUCUAGAUAUGAACCCGGACUAUAGAGAGUCCGGCUGGUUUGUUUGUCCUAAGCUCAGGGUGGCUAGCAGGAUGCGAAAAACCUUCAUCAGGCAUGUCCUUGCCGGUAUGCCAGGGCGCCCGCCCGCCAAAAGGGUUCACUUGGGUGCCCCUGCCGUGCGAGGGCAUGACCCCUCCUCGGAAAACUUUCGCACCCUGCGAAUGGUCCACCCUAUACCAAAAUAAAAAAGAACUCUCAUCGAUCAAGAUCUCGUCGAUCUGUAGACCAAGUCGUAUGCGUGUGUUGUUGUCAACUUUUAGUCGAAUAGAUUUUGCGAGUAGACAAGAGGGUUAUAGACCCAAAGCUUCUCUAUGAUAGAUAGGCUAUCAAUGUUAUUCUUGUUGCAAUGAAAGCUUAUAGAAGUGAAGGGCUUAAUCUAAUGAACUAUUCAUUUAAAAACUGCCAAAUUUUUUCACUCCUAAUAAUUAAAUAAAAAAAAUGAAUAUUUUUAGUUUGUAUUGUUGCAGAAAAAAAAUGCAUAACGAAUUUGAUGUUCAAUUUUGUAAUUGCCAAAAGAUUAAAGAAUAUUUCAUAUUUUAAAAAUAGCACAACUUGCAUCAGUAUUUCUUAAAACCAAACAUUUGGAAAUUAUUGCAAAUUGAAAGUUUUAUGAUUCUUAAAUAUAAAUUUCGUGUUCUGUAUAUAUUUAUGGAUAUUUUAAAAGUAUAAAGUACUGUUAUUCGUUGAAUUCAAAUUAUAUGACUUGAUGCGA
Molecule: messenger RNA, 4137 nt
Organism: Parasteatoda tepidariorum (common house spider)
Lineage: Eukaryota; Metazoa; Arthropoda; Arachnida; Araneae; Theridiidae
Gene: Hr38
Product: Hormone receptor-like in 38
Biological process (GO): regulation of transcription by RNA polymerase II; cellular response to corticotropin-releasing hormone stimulus
Cellular component (GO): transcription regulator complex; nucleus
Molecular function (GO): zinc ion binding; RNA polymerase II cis-regulatory region sequence-specific DNA binding; nuclear receptor activity
Source: RefSeq, a predicted model, not a curated record